Molecule: messenger RNA, 6318 nt
Organism: Ustilago hordei
Lineage: Eukaryota; Fungi; Basidiomycota; Ustilaginomycetes; Ustilaginales; Ustilaginaceae
Exons: 1
Coding region: 1-6318 (2105 amino acids)
Source: RefSeq, a predicted model, not a curated record
AUGGCGUCGUCCAAGGCUGAGUUUGUCCCAGGUGGAGAGGCACCUGCUCCUACUCUUCUUUCCGGCUCAGGUGGUCUCAGAGUCUCAUCAGCUGCCGCUGCAGCUCGACCAGAAGCGCAAACACGCAAGCCGAACAGGUCAAGAACCUCAGCUUUCCUCAGCAACACGAUUCUCCGACCACGAGGCAAGUCGGUCUCGAACACGCUCGUCAAUGACUGGGGUCGACCUGUCGGUGGCAGUGAAGGGCUUGGAUCGAUCUACAACUCUGCUAUGGACUCGCGAGAGAGGAGCCAGGUGCUGCGAAGCCUUACCACCUUGGAAAAGGACAGCGAAAACGAUGUUACCGGAGCUGCGGCAGAAGCGUUCUCUGGCAAUGCCACACCAAGCACAGCAACGAGGAAUCGAUUCUUUGCCAGCUUCCGUACCGACAGCUCCAGCAGCGCACAAAGUGGCCAGACAAUAGAGGCUCCUCCGAGCUACCAGACCGACCAACGUCCUGAACCUCGACGAGGCAGUGAAGGUAGUGUCGUCUCUCACAUCAGUCUGCCAAGCCACGAAUCCGCUUCAUCUCGCUCUAGCAUUAGCCAGCAUUGGACAAGUCGUCGGGCCUCUUUCUACUUUGGCUCAGCAGCUUCGUCGUCCGUUCCUUCAUCAGCCACUUCCAGCGGGAGCAUCUCACUUGCUGCUAGUCCAGCUCCUGGCUCUGUUCUUGCCAAGCAGCAACAGCAGCAGCAGCAACAACAACAGCAACAGCCACAAUCACAACGACGAAGCUCGGGUCAAUUUAGCGCAGCAGCUCGUCAGGCUUUUCGGCCUUGCCGAUCGUUCUUGGCGUUACCCAACGGUAUUUCGGAAGAUGAUGAUUGGGAUGCGAUUCACAGGUAUUUUAGCAACGGCUCUUCCGAUGGUGCUGAUAACAAUACUCUUUCCAUCACAACGGAAUUGCCGACCAAAGCAAAGGCGUCGCCAAAGCGUGAAUCUCAAACGCAUCAAUUGCCACAUGCAGACGUGGCGAGCAACGCAAUCAAGGCUAUAGCAAGCACCACUGCUGUUGUUGACAAUGACAAAGAGGAUUGCAUCUCUUCUUCGCGUUCAAAGGCUCGUUCGCACGAUGCAGGUGGAGGCGAAAAUCUGACAGCAAACGCCAAAGCAACAGCAACAGCAACAGCAACAGCAACAGGCGCAGGCGCAGGAAAGCAACUUCCUGCCGAGGCGGGUCAUGAUGCUGUUUCUAGAUCUGCUGCUUCUUCGCUAGCGUCGAAAUUCGAAGCUGGAAAUGGUCGUCCGAUCGGCAACGCAAAUUUGACAAAUCGCCGCGAGAAGGCAGAGAAAGACGACACUUGUUCUUUGCCUUUGAUUUUGAACAAUUUGUCACGCGUGCAAGAAAUCCCUGGAGAUGUAACUCCGGCAUCUGGUCCGUCAGCUUCCAAGCAGCAGCAGCAAUUGGAGCAACACGCUGCCGAAACUCAUCAGAAGCAGCAGCAUGAUGCUCUUUCUUGUUUCUCCGACUCUGCUGCUCCCAGUGCUCUUUCGGCUGCUUCUUCUGCCGCUGCUUCUUCUGCUGCUUCUGCUGCUGACUCGUUUGCCCCCUCGGACGUUUUGUCUGACAGCUUGUCCCAAGCUAAAACCCUUUCUCUUUCUCUUUCUCUUGGCCCUGGCUUUGGCUCUCCUGUCCUUCGCCGUUCCCAUUCACAAGCAGCAGCAGCAGUAGAACCAGCUGCACAAGCUGAGCCUGAGUCGUUCAAGUUGCAUUUGCAACAGCAGAAUGCGCAGUCCACUCUGACUGCCGCUCAAGCGCCAUCUUCCUCCUCCACUGCUAUCGCUGCUAUUGCUGCUAUCGCUGCUAUCGCUACUGUCACUGCCCACGCUGCUUCUCCGUCCACACAUCGUUUGAGCUCUUCGGCUUUCACUGCCGUCCCUCCUCCUCCUCCUCCUCCUCCUCCUCUUCCUCCUCCUCCUCCUUCUCCUCAUUGUUCUUCCCCCCCACCUGUUGCCUCCUCCUGUACAUCUUCAUCUUCGGUCCUUGGUGCCGAUAUUGCUCCGAUCUCGCUUGUUCCGAUUCCAUCUUUGUCUACUUCCUCUUCCACCACCAACGUCACCACCACUGCUGCUACCAUACCUUCCCAGAGCACCUUGAAGCUUGCGUAUAUUCCCAACCUUUCCUCAUCACAACUAGCAACGACUCAGCUUGACCACAUUGCCUUGCCAACAACUGCUCCAUUCAGCUCUCAGCAUGACUUGUCUUUGCACUCCAACCCCCAUCUGAAUAGCACUGACCAGUCGAGUCGAACUCAGCUCAGACGAACCCAGCCUCAAGCGGUCUCCUCGUCCACGGCUGUCGAGCCUUCUUCUUCGCUUACAGACUCUGACAACCAUCGUUGCUCGCUUCCUCCGACGCCUCCCACCUCGUUGGGUCCGUGCAUCUCACCGCGCACAUCUGUUAGUGGUGCCCGCGAUUCUCGCACCGGUCUUCCUUCUCCCGCCUCUUCCGCUCACGGCAGCGCAACAGGUCUAGCUAGCCGUCGCGGCAGUGGCAACGAGCCAACAGGCAUUCUCGUCAACGGUUAUCUUUUCAGUGCAACCGGUCCAUCGCCGAGAACAUCUGUGGCAUUCACUGACGACGUAGGACCUAGACCGACAGUUCAGUCAGCCACCUCUCCACCCUCAAGCACCGGCCGAGUCUCCUUUGAUCUUCGACACAUCUCCCUCUUCGGCGGCUCAUCAGCAGCGACCAAGAUGUCUUCCAACGCGGUUUCAAGCGCAUCUUUUGCCGGCAUCGGCAACGGACAGCCACCUAAUACUUCCGAUGCUAAUGGUAGGCACCAAACCUCUUCGCAAUCAGGCUCUGCCUCCAAGUUCUUCUCCCGCAUUAGCCUGCCUGGUAGCAGUCGUCGUGGCAGUGCCGCUGAUGGGUCGCCCUUGUCAUCACCGCAAGCAAAGCCUCGCUCCCGUUUUUCCAGCUUUGGCCGUCUUGCUAGUCGAGGCAGCGAUGCUCCAACAUCAUCACCCAACCGCAACCGUGGCUUGCCCAACUCGAUGCAGCCUUGGGCUUCUGCCUCCACAGAUGUGCUUGGCAUGCGUCCCGCCGCCAAUCAAGGACGCAACAGUCUCGCCCUCGCUCGUGAAGAGGCGACUCGACCGCGCAAGAGUUUGCAUCUACCACGCACCAACCUCUUCGACUUGGACUUCGAGGACAACUCGAACACAACAGCAACCACCAGCACGGCUACACAUCGCAUCGAACCGCAAGCGCUGCCACCAAUAGAAACGACGGCGACCACGGCAAUUCUCAACAAGCCAGAGAAGCCUGCCUCACCUUCACUCAAUUUGGGUCGCCGUCCGAGCUUCAACUUCUUGCGUCGUGCCAGUGCUACCAGCACCAAUCCGAACGUCGACAAUGUCAAUGGCGAGCGAAGAGGAUCUAGAGGCUCCACCCACUCGUUUGCACGCACCUUCAUGAACAGGACGCUGUCUCGCAACAGCAAGACAUCCGAUACUCCACCAGCCACGGCACGAGGCAUCCCAUCGCCCAAUGGCGAUUCAGCCUCACCAAUCUUCCGCCACGGCAUCUUUGACACGCGGUCUUCAGUCACACCUGGCACUGUCGCAUAUCCAGGCAUGUCGUCGACCGUCAAUUGGAACGCUCCCGGCAACGCUCGCAGAUCGAAUCAGGCAGAGCUUGCCCCCGGCGAGGUCGAUCCUACUGUCGCCAUUCCACUUUAUCCUGAAUCGGUCGCAAGUGGGGCUGUACCAACGCAGCCAAAAGCCGUCGCUGACUUGGCUACUGGAGUCCUUGCCAAGCCUCGUCCUUCUCACGGCAUCGACCAAGAGCAGGAUGCUGGAGAAGCCAGUGAUACUAUCCCUGAACCUUUGUCUCCGACCGCAGCUUCCACGACGACAACAACAGCACCAGCAACAACUUCUUCGCCAGGGCAAAGCACCGAUUCGCUCCCCUCGCGUCAGAGACCGGCACGCUCGUGCAAUGCCCUUUCGCAUUUGCCACGACUCAACUCGAUGCGCACCGUUGCAGGCACUACCAGCAGCUCCCAGGGAAACUCGAAUGGACACCGUGUUGCACGCACUGGUUCCGAAAGCACCACCGACAGCACCACCGCGGGAGAGACAAGUGAAGGGGAGCAAGAAGCUAGCGAAGACGAGGACGAGGACGAUCUUACAGGUCAGACUUCUGAUUAUCACGAUAUGGGCACCGAGACCGAUGACGAGACGGACGAUGACCCUUCGCCUGCUGUCAGUCGCCGCGUAUUGGCAGCCCACAUGGCUGCUACAGGUAGCUCAGGCGGCCUCAAUCGCAACCGACCCACGGAGUCGCUCAUCCUGCCUCCCGCUCCUUCCUUCAUUCCCAACCCUAGUAGCUCACUCGCGGAGCAAGAUGCGGACGCUACGCCUUCGACAUCGAGCGCACCAGGCACGAGCAAUGGGCUCUUCAAUCAGAACGUAGGCCGAGACUCCUGGACAAACUUCAAUGCGGCCGGUUUCACGCCCUUCGAGACGCCUACACCCAGUUACGGUGGCAGUCGCAUGUUCGCUGCACCAACGCCCCGUGCUCGUCAGGAGCAAUCCGAGUCGUCCUACUUUGCCGCUCGUCCAGUUACCAGCAACAGCAACCGUGCCACGACAGCAGGUACAAUGAGCGGCGAUGCUCCUCCGCCUUCGCCUUCCAUCAUCAGCCGCUCUCGUGCCCCCUCUUCAGCCAGCAUGCGAACAAUGCGAACGCCCGGUUCAGGUAGCAUGACUUCAGGUCCCGUUCCCACCCGAACCAUGCCCACGCCUGGUGGCGCUCUGCCACCUUUGGUCUUGCAUCGACAGAUCCAAGCUGCUUCGGGAUCGACGAGGUCCGGAAUCGAUCGCAGCAAGUCACCCGGGCUUGCCGCCGGUAGCAGUCGACCAAGCACUUCUGGCAUUUUGACUCCACACCAGACACCAGCAGGCGAUCGAACGAGGAGCCGAGAGCCUAGCAUUGAUCGACCUGCAUCUGAGAGGCCCUCGUCUCCGGCUGCAGCCUCCAUCAAGGCGAGCACUAGACAGAUCGUCGGACUAGACGGCAUGGCAGUGUCCACUGCGGCGCCACCCAGCCUCUAUCAGCAAAAAUCCAAGUCGCUUGUUGACUUGCUGGGUCCAGCAUCGCGCCGCCUCGAGAUCGACACCGCAGCUGCUUCUCGUCCGAUCAUCGUUGAGCCUUCGCCAAUCGAAGCGCAGCGCACGCCGACCACGCCACGCCUGCCAUCAGAAACUCCAGCUUACAGUAAGAAAGAUGGGUUGGCACCGAUCAACACGAGCGGAACGUCUGCGGCUUCGAUUGCCUCGCCCAGCCUCGGCCGUCGACGAUCGAUGUUCGAGAUGCGAGCUGAACCUCCACCGUACUCGAUCAUUCACAACCGACCCGACGGUCCUCAGGUCAUCUUGCCGCGAGAGGAGGAAGGCAAGGAGAAGCUGCCCAUGUAUUACUGUGGCGUUCACAUCGAAGGAUACCUGCCACGCAAGAUGGAAUUCUCGGCACCUGGUGUUCAGGCUAAAGACCGUAGCUGGAAGCGACAGUACUUUGUUCUGCACGGCACGAGUCUGCGCGUUUACAAGAACGAUCUUAGUGUGGACCGACAUGCUGCCAGUGGGUCAUGGGGUGAGAUGAUGGGUGUUCAUGUGCAUCUUGAGCCUAUGAACGAGGAUGGAUCUAAUGGAUCGGGUUCCGGUAUUGGACUUGGCGCUGCUGCGCGUGAAGCCAUCUCGCACACUCCCUUGGGUAACCAUCGCAACGAAGCAUUCAAGAACAAGGAAGCCGGCACACAGUUUGAUUCCAAGAACGGUCUGAUCCGCAACUACACUCUUCAAGGUGCCGAGAGCGGUCUCGCAGCCGACUACCUCAAGCGUCGCCACGUCGUGCGUGUUCGUGCUGAAGGAGAGCAGUUCUUGCUCCAAACACGCAGCGAUCGUCACGUUGUCGACUGGAUCGAAGCAUUGCAGGCUGCAACCAACGUUGCCAUGGACCUGGAAAAACGACCCAUGCCCAAGUUCAUCACACUUCCACGUAGACGUCGUCGUCGUCGUCGCAACGCAGACGGCACCGUUAUCAGUCCGGAAGAGCAAGAGAGGCGAGAUCUGGCCGAAGCGCAACGACAAUCGAUCGCAGAAGCUGGGGGACGACUCAAUGUUGGAGAGGAAGCAACGCCACGAGAAAGCAUUUCACAGUCGGGUCGAGCAAGUAUGAGCAUCGAGAACGAGCUCAAUCCUAGUGCGGCAUUCGAGCGAAUGCUGAGGGAAGAUCAGGAAAAGGGUGGAAGACAGUCUGCGGAAGUGUUAUGA